Molecule: messenger RNA, 1059 nt
Organism: Theileria equi strain WA
Lineage: Eukaryota; Apicomplexa; Aconoidasida; Piroplasmida; Theileriidae
Product: dual-specificity protein phosphatase, putative
Exons: 2
Coding region: 1-1059 (352 amino acids)
Biological process (GO): protein dephosphorylation
Molecular function (GO): protein tyrosine/serine/threonine phosphatase activity
Source: RefSeq, a predicted model, not a curated record
AUGUCAAAGAUUCUUCCUGAACUGUUCGUUGGUAACAUCUACCAAGCAAAUAGUCUCUUUGGUCCCUGCAUGGAUCACACAUUAGCGUUCAAUGGACUCGAUUCAACCGAGGCUAGCUACCCUGUCAUUAAAGCAGUCGUCACUGUCUGUUUUGAUCAAACAAUUUGGUGUAACUUUCGCAGGGGAGCCACAAAGUCGGAUUGUACCUCAGAAGAUUGUGAUCCAGAAUGCCCAGUGCUACCACAAGAGUUGUUAAAGUACAAGAAUAACAGCUAUUUAAACCUCCAUUUCGAUAAAGUUUCAGCCCGUAAAGAGGGUGAAUCGCAGCACACGCUCCAUUCUAUCAUACUUGCUGAUGAUUCCAACGAUGAAGGACUUUUUAAUGCCUUUGGAUUUGUAUACGAUUUAGUGGAGUACGUUAGAGAACAAAAUGGCAGCGUUUUCAUUCACUGCACGGCAGGAAUGUCGAGAAGUGUAACACUAACCACUUCCUAUUUAAUCAAAAAGUGGAACAAGGGCUUUAACCAAGUCUAUCGCUAUGUUUCAAGCAUUCAUCCAAAGGCAGCUAUAAGCAAUGGAUUUGCUUAUCAGCUAAGACUAUACAAGAGAUACAGAUGUACUGUUGAUCAGGGAUUUGCAAACUACUAUUUCAACACCUACAGUUUUGAUGAGGAUUAUCUAAUGAUGGAAGACGAACCAGAGCGCCAAGAUGAUGAAUCUAAACUCGUAUACUCAUGCAAAGCAUGCAGAGAAGUAUUAUUUUUCGAUAUUAAUACAGUGCCACAUGAUAAAGAUAAAAAUUCUAGUGAAGAAUGCAGUUCGGUAUUUAUAGAACCUAUGGAUUGGAUGCCUGGACUAGAAGCGCAAGAUGGACGUUUGUCUUGUAAAAAUACAAAAUGCAAUUCUAAAUUGGGCUAUUAUUCUUGGCACGGAAGAAGGUGCUCUUGCGGUCAUCUCCAGGUGCCUGCAUUCCAGAUCCAAUCAUCUAAAGUUGAUGUAUUUUUUAUGGAUCCAAAAAUUCACAGAAAUGGUCCUGUUAGAAAUGUACACUUAACGUAG